Boleophthalmus pectinirostris (great blue-spotted mudskipper) is the source of this 4803-nucleotide messenger RNA. It is a transcript of the gene lsm14aa, whose product is annotated as LSM14A mRNA processing body assembly factor a. The transcript is spliced from 11 exons. The record is from RefSeq and is a predicted model, not a curated record. NCBI's taxonomy places the organism in Eukaryota, Metazoa, Chordata, Actinopteri, Gobiiformes, Gobiidae. Gene Ontology annotation, molecular function: mRNA binding. Gene Ontology annotation, cellular component: P-body. Gene Ontology annotation, biological process: cytoplasmic stress granule assembly; P-body assembly. Bases 150 to 1601 code for a protein of 483 amino acids.
GAUGAGGUAGCCGCCGCCAUGUUGUAGCGGAGAGCAACUUGUCCCGUAGAAGUGCCACAAUCGCCCCAGACUGUCGGCUCCUGAGUCAGAUUUACACAUUUUAACACGGACUUUUCUCGUAUACGGUGCCCUCGGUCCUCGCUGACACCAUGAGCGGAGGAGGGACGCCUUACCUGGGCAGUAAAAUCAGCCUUGUGUCGAAGGCCGAGAUCCGCUACGAGGGAAUCCUGUACACCAUCGACACAGAAAACUCCACUGUCGCACUCGCCAAAGUGCGUUCAUUUGGGACGGAGGAUCGUCCAACUGAUCGACCCAUCCCUCCUCGAGAUGAUACUUUUGAGUACAUCAUUUUCAGAGGCAGCGACAUCAAGGAUCUGACUGUGUGUGAGCCGCCCAAAUCUGCCUGCUCCCUGCCCCCCGACCCCGCCAUCGUACAGUCAUCGAUGAGCUCAUCCUCUGCCCCCUCCUCCUUCCAGUCCACCUCCUACGGCCUGUUUAACCGCGCUCCUGUGCCCUCCUACAACCAGUUCACCUCCAGUCCUCUGGUGUCACCGCAAUUUGGAGCUGUGGGAGUUGGACGCUCAGUGCCUGCUCACUCUUACAGCAGCGCCUUCGGACGCUCCUUCGACUCUCAGGCUGUGGGGGCCUUUGUAGAUGAAGGUCGUACCAGUCCCUCUCUGGACCCGUUGAGGAAGAGCCCGUCUGCGGUUGACCCCUCCGUGACUUCCAGCCCUGCCUCUGGCGCUACCCCCUCGGCCCCGCCCCCGGCUCCGGGUCUGGGUCAGAGGAGUCCUGCUCACGGGAGAACAGCGCCUCCCUCUGGAACAGCUCAGAAGUCUGUUCUGCAGGACCUGGGAGGAGCCGGAGAUGCCCAGAGGAGAGGAGCAGAUGUUCAGAAACCCAAAGCAGAGGGCGAUCAGAGCAGAGGAGAGAGAGAGGCGAAACGUCCCACAGCCGUAAUGGGCGCUCCAGCGAACAGGCGUGGCGGUCGUGGCGGUGGUCAUAGGGGCAGAGGUCGGUUUAAUGUUCGCAGAGACGGACCGGUUAAAUUUGAGAAGGACUUCGACUUUGAGAGCGCCAACGCACAGUUCAACAAAGAAGAGAUAGACCGGGAGUUCCAGAGCAAACUCAAACUUAAAGAUGAGAAGAGUGACAAACCCGGGGAGAAGGCAGUGAACGGAGAGGAGAAGGCGGAGCCCGGAGCAGAGACUCCGAGUGAAACCACGGGAGAAGACGAUCGCGACCCACUCGGACCAAACUGUUACUAUGACAAGUCCAAGUCCUUCUUCGACAACAUCUCCUGUGAUGACACCAGGAAAGACAAGUCUGGGGGCUCUGGUUUUGGAAGGGAGCGGCGUCAGACGUGGGCAGAGGAGAGGCGCAUGAACGCUGAGACCUUCGGCAUCCCACUGCGCCAUGGGCGUGGCCGAGGCGGUUACCGUGGACGCGGGGGCAUGGGUUUCCGCGGUAACAGGGGUCGGGGGUCAUUCGGGGGCCAUCCUCAGAGUGGGGGCUUCAGGGGUGGAUACAGGAACAACAACCAGGCAGGACGUGAGUUCGCUGAUCUGUCGUACAGGAAGGAAAAUAAAGUGUCGGCGUAGUCCUGAGCAUCGCUGUGGGAGACGAUGAGACGAUGAGGUGUACCUUUGCUUAAAAAAAACACGGAAAAAAACAAGAAUAGAUUUUUGGUUUCGACUUUUUGACUAAAUGGAAGUUUGUAGUUGUAUCUGACACCAGCACUGGGGUAGACCGCUCAAAUGCAACUUAACUUUAACACACCUUACAGUGAUCUCAAGUUUAAUAUCAGUAUAAUCUGUUUUGUUCAAUAGAAACCCUUUUGCCCAUUUCCUAAACCUCUAUUUGAUAUUAUUUUGUUAGAGUUUGGACUUCGAGCUUCACUUAAAUAUAAAGCUUUACUGCGGAACUUUUCCACUGGGGCGGUACACUGUCGGUAAUCACUACGUCUGACGAUUUUCCCUCGACUAAUAAAGAGACUAUGGGAAGGAACAAUGUAAACCUGCACAACGUGUAACUUUUCUGGUGGGAUGUCUGCCAUCUGCUCUUCUCCACGGAGAUGUUCUAACUUUGGCUGGAAUGUUUCACAGUAUGGCAGUAAACCUAGCAGUCUUACAUUUAUUCAGUUACAGGUGCUUUUAGUACUCUUGAAUCCAUUAAAAAACAAAAACGAGAAUUUAAGUACAUGCUCAAAUCUAACAAAACCAUGCUGUACCCCCGAGUGGAAAUGUCAUCUCUUGUCUAUAUAUUUCUCUAAUGAAACUUCAGCACCAAACCAAUCCAAUAUUCUCAACUAACUCACCUUUACCUGUGUUUUCUAAUACAGUCCAGGUUGCAUUGAAUCUAUGUGAACUGUGUAACUUAUGGCACUGUAAUUUUUCACCUUUUCAGCUUUUUUGUUUAGUUGUUUUGGAAAUGUGUUGUUCAAAAUGCAAGUCUUGUAUUGUAGAAAGCAGUUUUCAGUUCCCUGCCCAAACUGGUCAGUUAAUGUUUGUUCAUCUGAAUGUGAAAUUACCAUCUAAACAGUAUCUUCUUUAGAGCUUUAAAAGUAAUUAAUUUGAGAUUUUAGUAAUUGUAAAAAAUUACAUAACAUUUUGAAACCACUAAACAUGCACUAUGUAGCUUUCUGGUGCUUGUCUCCAUGGAGAUGUGAUUACUUUGCCUGAAAUGUUCCGCAGUGUAGCACUAAAUUUAUGAUGCAUUGAUUCAGGUUUUUUUAUUGACUUGAGAAAAACUUGUAACUUGAACCUGUUAAGAUAUAAAAAUGUAAUGCCGUACUCUGGAACAUUCCAGGUAAAGCAGUAGCACCUCUAAAAUUUCAUAGUACAGCUUUAAGGUAAAAACUGACACUUCCACCAUUUAAAAGUUAAAAUGAUUCAGUCAAUGUUAAGUUCUACUGAAAAUUUAAAAGCAUUUGAUUGUCAAGAAUUCAACCAUCCUGUGCUUGUAUACUCUUAUUGGCAUUCAAUUUGUUUGCAAUGGACUACUAUAGUAAAAAGUACUCAAGUCUGAUAAUUAAAAUUUCACUUGAAUAUAAUUUUAAGUAUAUAAAUUAGCUUAAGUAGUUGUAGUGAUGAGUCAUUAAGGUUUACGUGUUUAAGCCUAUAUGAUCAGUUUAAUAAACAAAAACAAAACAAAACACUACAAUACAAAAUUAGACCUUAUCGUUUUAGAUCAUAUUGUCCCUCCAAAAAUGUAAUUUUCAAAACAAAUUGGGUACUUUUUCCAAGCAUUUGACCAAUAUGUGACAUUGUAUUUAUACAUCUUAGGCAGUGUUUUGGCUAAUGUUACCCCAUUCAUAGCAUUCAUACAGUAACUGCUAAAAUGUAUAAUUCUUCAACUUAAGUAAAUGCUAAAAACUGCUAGGAAAGGCUAAUUUGCAUAGCUAUAACUGACAAAGCAUUGAAAACUUGUAACUUAUCUUACAAAUUUGAAGUUAAUUUAAAAGUAUUUGGAGUAGUAGUAAUAUUAUAUUCACAAUAGGGAGAUGCUGUAAAUGCAUUCAUGUACAUUUAUUUUAGUUUUGCAAGCUAACUAAGCUUUGGGCAAAAUCCAGUAUUUCAUUUUCAUUUUUCAAUCAAUACAUUCUACCAUAGUUAAGGUGCUGAAGUCUGCUAACAGUUCAUCCAGUAGAUGAAGUUCACUGCACUUUUUUAAUGCUAAUAAUAAAAUGUUAAUGAUAUGUUGGAUGGUUCGUCAUUGGGAAACACAAUUUUAUAACACAGCUUUGAGUCUGCAACACAAGCCAUAGUCUCACAAAGGGCACUUCAAAAAUACACAAACUUUGGGUGCAUUUUAGGAGAUUUUUGAGCAAUUUUUGGUUAUGUUUUAAUAAUUUAAAGGUGCACAGUGUAACUUUUCUAAUGGAGGGUUUAUCAACUUCUUGUCUCCAAGGAGAUGUUAUUGCUUUGCCUAAAAUGUUCCACUGUACGGCAUUAAACUUGUCUUUCAUCGGUCAUUUGCAGGGCUUUUUAAUGCUAAGAAGAAAUUGGUCCUGUAUUAAUAUCACCUGCUUGUCUGAAAGUAGAUGCAUUAAUGCCAUAUUGAUGAACAUUCCUGGCAAAGCAAUAGCAUCUCCACAGUGACAAGAAGGUGGCACACACUUCUCUUCCAGAAAAGCAACAUAGUGUAACUUUUCAUUUCAAUAUAUAACUUGCAAACCAUGUAAGGGCCUAACAAGUAUACAGCUAAAACGAUUUACCUGUUUCAAACAUACAAAAAGAAAAAACAUAUUUAUUCAAAUUAUUUUGUUGGCUGCACAAUUUUCAGGAAUUUAAGCCACUGCCAAAACAAGCCAUAUUUGACCAACAUAAUCUGGUUAAAAACACAUUCACAGAUUUAACUUCUUGAAUUUGGUUCUAAAAAUCUUCUACCUUGCACCCAACAUAUUUAAAUACAAAAAACUCCACCUGAAGCCACUAACCUUGACCCAAGACACUGCAAAACUCAACUCAUCAAAAGUUAUUGAUGUCAACUUUACCUGUAGCAAAUAGCUCUAGCAAUACAAAGAAAUGUAAUAUUUGACAUAAAACAGUCUCUGAAAUUCUUUUGGUUUUGUUAAAUUUGGCAGAAAAAAUAUAGAAAAAGUUGUGAAGCACUUUUUUGGGGAUAAAUUGUGUUUUUGUUGAUGUAUUUCGUCCUGAGAUUGUCAAAACCAUUGUAAUUCCUUGGAGGGUAAAAAGCCCAGAAACAUAUAUUAAAUAGUUGAGACUUUCCAUUAACACGAAGCCAUUUUGAAGCAACCUUUUAAAAUGUACUGCUGGAAUAAACAGUAGAAGACCAAUGCCA